Mauremys mutica (yellowpond turtle) is the source of this 2529-nucleotide messenger RNA. RefSeq names its product ATPase Na+/K+ transporting family member beta 4 (gene ATP1B4). NCBI's taxonomy places the organism in Eukaryota, Metazoa, Chordata, Testudines, Geoemydidae. The record is from RefSeq and is a predicted model, not a curated record. Gene Ontology annotation, cellular component: sodium:potassium-exchanging ATPase complex; nuclear inner membrane. Gene Ontology annotation, biological process: regulation of DNA-templated transcription; potassium ion transport; sodium ion transport. The transcript is spliced from 9 exons. Bases 134 to 1105 code for a protein of 323 amino acids.
CCUGACAUGAAACGAGUUGGGGCUUUCUCCCCCAGAGACAUGCAGCCGGCCCAGGAAGAAACGUGCCUGGAUAGAGAUCGUCGAGAAUUCACAGGGCCUGGCUGGGAGUGUCCCUGGCUCAGCUGCUCAGGCCAUGGAAAUGAAUGCCACCUCCGGAGGCACGGAAGGCCAGCGUGACAUCUACCACCAGAAGCCGGAAAACAAGGAUGAAGAGGGAGCACAGCACUCUGAAGACGAGCAGGAAAAGUGCAAGGAAAAGAUGGGGAAGAAAACGUUGGCAGAUGUAAUUCAAGAAAUGAAAACUUUUCUGUGGAAUUCAGAGAAGAGAGAAUGUAUGGGAAGAACAGCUCAGAGCUGGGGCUUGAUCUUACUCUUUUACCUCAUUUUGUACAUGUUUCUGGCUGGAAUGUUCUCCUUUUGUAUGUACGGGUUGCUGCUCACUCUGAGCCCCUACACGCCUACGUACAGGGACAGAGUCUCGCCGCCAGGAGUAAUGAUUAGACCAUACUUACAUGGAUUUACCAUUGCCUUCAAUGUCUCCGAACCCAGCACAUGGACACCUUAUGUGAACAGCAUGCAUCACUUCCUACAAGCUUAUGAUGACAACGUUCAAGAGGAAAAGAACAUUGAGUGCCCAGCAGGCCAAUACUUUGUUCAAGACGGCGCGGAAAGCGAAGAGAAGAAAGCCUGUCAGUUCAAGCGAUCACAGCUGCAGAACUGUUCUGGGAUUGAGGAUCCCACGUUUGGCUACUCUACAGGCCAGCCAUGCAUCUUGCUGAAGAUGAACCGGAUCAUAGGCUAUCGAGCUGGCUAUGGGACGCCUGUGAGCGUGAACUGUGCCAUUCAGAAAGGCAAUGAAAGUGCUCUUAAAUCAGUGGACUUCUACCCAGGCAAUGGAACAUUUGAUCUCAUGUACUAUCCCUACUAUGGCAAGCUCACUCACGUCAACUACACCUCCCCGCUGGUGGCUCUGCACUUCACAGAUGUGAAGAAGAAUGAUUUUGUCCCCAUCCAGUGCAGACUGAAUGGGGAAGGAAUUGUGAAUGAUGUGACUAAUGAUCGUUUCCUGGGCCGAAUCACCUUUACACUCAGCAUCGGAAUGUAGCCCAUGCAAACGUUCACCAAGCACUUGUUUUAACUCUUUAUGGCAAGCAGGUGCUUUUUCCACUCCACCUUUUAAACAUGAUGGCAGAAUAUAGCACCUCUUUUGUUAGGGAAACAAAUUGUUUCCAAUAUAAGUUAGACACGUCUUUAUUGGAUUUUGUUAUAUAUAGAGAGACAACCGCACGUUAUAUAGACUGAGGAGCUACAUUUUUUAAAUAUAAAUGCUUAACAAAGCUUAUUGGCAGUAUAGAUCCAGUCUUGUAACUACAGGUAGAGGGCCCAGGUAAAACAUUUCAAUAUUGAUUUUAAAUACUUACAGGACAUUUUAAUACUAUUUUCAUAGAGUCACUUCAAAAGGAACAUUCCUGACCUUAUAUUUUACUUUUUAUCAUAGUUUUAAGUACAUUUCCCAGGUAGAAACUACCUGAAUCAGUAGUGGAGGGCACUCCCACAAUCUUUUGGGUUACAUGUGUAAAACUAAUAAAAAUCAAGUAAAAUGGCCCAUCUCAAAAUCCCUUGAGCCCAGAAGCCCUGGCACUGCAGGAGCCACUGUGCCUGGGGACAUCAGCCCAACUCAGCACAGCAGCAUUCACAGUGGUAGCUUCAACCAAGUCUUGAUACAUGUAAGAUACUGGCUGCAAUUGGAAAGAGGAAGCCGUAAUAAGGAAUAAUUGUCAUUUAUGAAUCUUUAGGACUGUGCCCUCCACCUUUGAGCUGGGAGGAUAAACACAUUCCCUUUUCCCCCCUUUAAUACACUCCUCCUCUCUCCGCAUGGCCCUUUGAGUCCACCAGAUUGAAAGGAGCUUCUCUCUCCUAGACCCUCAGCACGUCACACUGGCAGGAGGAGAUUGCUAGGAAACAAGGGUCUCCUUCCAUCCAGCCCAGAGAUGGGAACUGAAGUGGACUCUCUAUAUGGCCAUGCAGAGUGCAGCUCACUGCCCCCAAACUUUUCAAAUCCUUCACCCCUCAGUGCCCAAAAGAUCACAGUGAUAAUGUCUUUAAAAGCCAGAGAGGUAUGGGAGAACAUGUAGCCAUUUCUCUUUAUGGGUGAAAUUAACAGUGAUCUCAUUCUUCAUGUACUUUGUGGGAUUUUUGUCCCUUCUGGUGACUGGCCAGUUGGUUAACCAGGCACUAUCACUUCAGCAUUCAGAAUUCUCACAAUAAUUUGUUUCACCCACAGCUCUUUAGAUCAACCUCACGGACGUAGAAAUUGAAACGUCUCUUUCGUUGUGCUUGCACCCUCUGAUUUAUCAUUGCAAGAGUGCUGGGCUAUACAGCUUGUUGAUGUGGGGCUCCUUGGGAGUACAAGACUGUCAGUGUUGCUUUGUUACUUUAGGAUUGGUCAGGAGUGCUGGGCUACGACUUUGUUCGUGCAGGGCUUAUCAUAAAUGCUGAGCCCUGCUACUGGUAUUUUUAAAAGGAAGU